Priapulus caudatus is the source of this 1631-nucleotide messenger RNA. RefSeq lists its product as uncharacterized. The transcript has 3 exons. The coding region runs from base 113 to 532 and encodes 139 amino acids. Gene Ontology annotation, cellular component: extracellular region. Gene Ontology annotation, molecular function: enzyme activator activity. The record is from RefSeq and is a predicted model, not a curated record. Gene Ontology annotation, biological process: lipid catabolic process; digestion. Lineage: Eukaryota; Metazoa; Priapulida; Priapulimorpha; Priapulimorphida; Priapulidae.
CGCACACAUACACCAUCCAUCCGUCCAGACAUGAGGAGCUACGCCAUACUGCUGUGUCUACUGCUGGGUCUGUGUGCAGCCCGCCAGGACGAGAACGACAGAGCGACGCAGCAUGGACGGAGGGAGGACGCAGCGACGUCCGACGAUGACGAUGAUAGCCCUGGCGACGGACAACAUCGAGCAAGUUGCCGUCGGUUACAGCGCUCCCGAGGUACUGCGGGGUUCCGGGGAGCUGUGCAGGCUGAACGGAGACUGCGAGUCAGGGUGCUGCCUACUGAAGCCCGGUGAAGCCAGGUACCGCUGCCAGGAGACUGCGAGCCUCGGCGACCGCUGCACCAUCGGACAGAUCAAAGGCGGCCGUUACUUCGCCUCGUGUCCGUGCGCAAAGGGGAAAGGUUUGAAGUGCAGACGAAGGGGAGGAAAAAAAGCGACGAGAACUUCUCCCAAAAAGUGCAAGAUGACCCGGAAGUGGAUGAGGGAACAUCCGGCCAUGCGCGCGCGCGGCGAGCGGUCGAACUCGUGGAACCUGUAGCGACAUCAUGACGUCAUUAGUCGUCAGCCAUUAUUCAUGUCUAAACGGUGCCGCGUUAGAAACUCUAUUUCAUAAACUCAACAGAAGAACACUUUCUCUGCGGUGUAGUAGUAACACGUGUGAAUUCUCGAAGGGUUGAGCUAUGAUUGCUGUAUUCGCGCGCGACUUACGUGCGCAUUAUUGUGAGGUUAGGCGCAGGGGGGGGGGGCUAACAGCUGGAGCAGUGUCGCACCGAAUAGCGGCCAUGACAGCGCAAUUAAACACACGCGUUUAUUAAUACUACUAUAGAAUGCUACUUAACACGUCAUAUUUGCUACAAUCUAUCAUUGCGCUAACUGUUUAAUGGACGUUAUGCAACGAGUGUUCGUGUUAGCGAUUAAUUCUAACAAGGUGGUAAAAUAUAUACGUUAAGAAAUUAGAGAGCUGUUCGCAGUCUUGCUGGCUCGCUUUCGAUUUUCGCCCGGAAUGCGUACGGGUAUUUAGUAAGUAUGUACUUACUUAUAUACUGCGGGUUUCUUCGAGAGUUUAUUCCCGUGUUUUAUGGGGCCGCCGAGCAAACGUGAGAAAAUGCAAGUUAUCGUUCGUGCUCGAUGAAAUAUUCAUGCCCUGCGGUUUACCGUCAGAGCGCUCUCGUGGCCAUAUGUUAAAAUUCGGUUGACUCGACUUCCACACCGAAGUGCGCGUGCGUGCGUGGUGCGUGCGUGUACGCGCGUGCGUAUAUGCAUGUGUGUGUGCGUGAGUGCGUGCGUACGUACGUGUUUGAAAAAACCACACAGGUGAUAACAAAGAAUUAUUUGAGAAAAUGAAACCAAAACAAAAUCACGUAUGAUUCUGCAAAGGUACUGUAUAGCUGCGACUCUUUUAAUCUAAAAAAUGGAAAUGAUAAGAUGUGGAAACAUAAUAGGUGCUACGUCUUAUGUCUCCAAAGUUCACGUGAGUCUUUUUUCUCUCUUUCUGCGAUGAACGUGAAAAAACAGAACUGCGGAUAACGAAGAGUCUGUAGACUAAUGGAUGUAUCUGUACAUAAACGCUGCUUAUAUAUCAACAAUUUUGUAUCACGAACGUUUUUUAUUACACAGUAAAGGAAAAUGUCCUUAUU